CACUCCUGCUGCCUCUCCUAGCUCUCCCAUUACUUCCGCGGGGAUCCCUUCGCCUCCACUCUCAGUAGCCGCGAUCCCAGCGCUGCCUUCAAGACUGCCCGCUGGAAGGUACACGCAAAGCACCAUUCGAUUUGCGCGUACCCGAGUUCCUCACAUCAGGCUAGAGACUUCCCGACCUGCUGCUGAUGCAACGCCAUCUGCGACCCAAGAGGCGGGAACGUCUGCUUCAGCCUCUGAUCCGACGCCGAGCACGGGAAGCCACUCUCGUCUCAUCCCCGACCCCGAUGCACUUCUUGCAGAACUGAAGGCGAAGGCCGAAGAGCAGUGGUACGGCAAAUACGGCAAUGGAGGUGUCGACAUUCAGAAGCAGACUAUGGUGAAGCACUCCCAAAGCAAGAAGCACGAGGCUGCGGAGGAUCGGCAGAAACAGUUGGAUGGUCUAAACGCUGCGCAGCCGAGCAUUGCCGAUUUCAACGACAAUCAGGGAGCCGACGCGCGGCUUAGGCAGUUGAUGAUUGUUGUGCUUUGGAUUUGCAAGUCUGAUGCUUCUAUUGCCAUGUUUGUUUCUCUGGUCCGUCUUCUCUAUGACCUCCGCACUCCCCACAUCCCCGAGAAAUCCCCCGGGUCUUACCAAUCUGAGUACGGCUUCAAGCAAAUCACAGAAGCACUCGUCGUUUACCUUCGAGCACAGCAGAUGAAGCACAUUCAACAGUCGCCGUUCGUGGGCAUCCAGCUCGACGAGAGCACCGAUAGGAGGCGGGGUAAACACAUGAUUGUGUACCUCACCUUUUUGAAGAACGCGAAGGUCGACAUCACCAAGGUGGCCCAGCUAGUAGAGAACACAUGCAGCAUCCUCCGCUCUCGCUACGUAGAGUAUGGCGUCAACUUCGGCGAGGAUUCCAAGCUACUCACCGAGUUUUUGGAGGAGCAUGGCCCGAAGAACAAGCGGAUGGUGACAGUGGAGGGCAUUGACGGCGCUGGCAACCCGACGGCUCACACCUUUAAGCUGCACGAGAAAGCUCUGUCAGGCCAGAAGAGUGAGGGAGACAUGGAGUCAUGCAUCUCCCUUGUCACCCUUUUUGUGCAGGCCAUCAUCCGCAACUUGGAGUCGCGGAUGGAGAGCCUCAACAGUCUCCGUGGGUCGAAACUGUUCUUCCCCGACGCUUACCCCGACUCCGUUGCAAAGCGCGACCGUCUGAGUUGAUUGGGGCAAGGCGGAAAGGGAGCUGCCUCGAUUCACGCGCAUGCUCCACGGUCAUUACAAGGAUACGUCAUUCCACAACUGCUUGAAGAACAUUCUCAGAUCCGAAGACUGGCGCACCUCCUACCCCA
Closterium sp. NIES-67 is the source of this 1332-nucleotide messenger RNA. NCBI's taxonomy places the organism in Eukaryota, Viridiplantae, Streptophyta, Zygnematophyceae, Desmidiales, Closteriaceae. The record is from the annotation of a GenBank genome assembly.